This is a messenger RNA of Striga asiatica, 1961 nucleotides long. Lineage: Eukaryota; Viridiplantae; Streptophyta; Magnoliopsida; Lamiales; Orobanchaceae. The record is from the annotation of a GenBank genome assembly.
UUUGUUUUCGGGUUGAAAAAAUAAUUCAUUAAUUAAUUUAUUUUUGACGUGUCGGAAAAAAAAUCGGUCGAGCAGGCAGUUCGGGCACGACGGGCAGGAAUCUGGGCUUGCCCGCGGUUAGCUCCGUCCCUUUUUCCCCCAAAGCUCUUCGGAGCACCAAAAAUAUAAUAUUUAUUCGUACCCCCAAAUUGAUUCAAUAAUCGAAUCACCUCUCAAUUUUUUGUCUCCUUAUUUAUCAUUUCUCGGAUCAUUUUUUCGUAAUCGACGGGCGGAUAUGGAGAUCGACGAGAUAUUGGGGGAGCCAAAGCAGGCGAUCAUGACGACGAAGAGCGUUAUAUACGCGUGGGGCUACAAUCAGUCGGGUCAAACGGGUCGGAGGAGUGAAGAGGGGAAUCUGCGGAUCCCCAGGCAGCUGCCGAUGGACCUCUUCGGCUGUCCGACCGGCGGCGGCAGCUCGCGGUGGCUCGACAUUGCCUGCGGCCGCGAGCACACCGCCGCUGCCGCCUCUGAUGGAUCGCUCUUCACCUGGGGGGCAAAUGAGUAUGGGCAGCUUGGGGAUGGUACUGAAAAGGGUCGAAAAUACCCAAAGAAAGUUAAGUCCCUGCAAUCUGAAUUCGUGAUCUCUGUAUCUUGUGGGGCACAUUGCACGGCGGCCAUUGCCGAGCCUCGCGAAAAUGAUGGAUCUCUUUCGACUAGGAGACUAUGGGUUUGGGGACAGAAUCAGGUUAUUCGCCAGGUCUCUUGUGGGGCCGUUCAUGUGGUAGCUCUGUCAGAAGAUGGCUUGCUACAAGCAUGGGGUAUGUUCAAUUUUGUCACUCCAUCUGAUAAAUCAGGCUAUAAUGAGUAUGGCCAGCUUGGCAGAGGUAUUACCUGUGAAGGCCUUCAGGGGGCUCGUCUAAUUAACGGGUUUGCUAGGUUUCUGGAUGAGGCCCCUGAGCUUGUCAAGAUUACCCAGGUUUCAUGUGGAGAGUACCAUACUGCAGCUAUAUCAGAUACUGGCGAGGUCUAUACUUGGGGACUCGGGAGUAUGGGUCAACUCGGACAUUGUUCCCUUCAGUCUGGCGAUAAAGAGCUUCUGCCCAGACGUGUAGUUGCUCUUGAUGGGAUAUUCGUGAAGGAUGUUGCAUGUGGCGGUGUUCAUACGUGUGCUUUGACAGAGAAAGGGGCCCUCUAUGCUUGGGGCGGAGGCCACGCCGGGCAAUUGGGCCUGGGCCCACAGAAUGGGUUCUUUUCUUGUGUGCCCAACGGGUCUGAAAUGAUGCUCCGCAACAUACCUGUUCUGGUGAUUCCGACUGGCGUGAAGCUCGUCUGUUGCGGCCAUUGUCACACCCUUAUUUGCACCAAGGAAGGGAGAAUAUAUGGCUGGGGUUACAAUAGCUAUGGUCAGGCUGCUAACGAAAAGUGUACUUAUGCGUGGUAUCCUUCCCCCGUCGACUGGUGUGUUGGGGAAGUAAGGAAGUUGGCUGCGGGAGGCGGCCACUCGGCUGUUUUAACAGAUGCAUGCUCGUUGAAGGAGCUGUGUGAGUUUGCUCUUGCAAACAAUGUGAACCUGUCAAAUGCUUCAGCUAUCGAGGAUGUUGCCUUAAGAUCUGGCUCGGAUGCUUUAGCCCGCCUUUGUGAAAGAUUUAGGGAGCAUUUGCUCAAUGGUGGUGAGUGUGACAGAGAUGCUGACUGUUGGUCAUUCGUUUCUUCUCAAGCAAAUGUCAGAGUAACUUAAUACUGUAAACUACAAACAUAAGACCUCAAUUGAUGUCUGUAUUUCUAGUUAGUACCCGCCAGACAUUGUUAUGUGAAUACUGUGUAAUGUACUAUUUGUGGAUGAAAAAGCAUUUAAACAGGUCCGUUAUUUUCUUUUUAUUCCUUUAAAUUUGUAUAUGUCGAAGCUGAAACCUAGUGAUGAUCAUUGAAGAUCUUUUGUUCGCAUGAAUAUUAGAGAUUUUAUCAGAUACUAUUAUUGUUCA